Messenger RNA from Anoplopoma fimbria (sablefish), 5522 nucleotides. RefSeq names its product zinc finger, MIZ-type containing 2 (gene zmiz2). Gene Ontology annotation, biological process: protein sumoylation; regulation of transcription by RNA polymerase II. Gene Ontology annotation, molecular function: SUMO ligase activity; zinc ion binding. Lineage: Eukaryota; Metazoa; Chordata; Actinopteri; Perciformes; Anoplopomatidae. The record is from RefSeq and is a predicted model, not a curated record.
AGGAGGAGGAGGGACAGGAAAAUGCCUUUUUCUCAGUGGGAGACAUCAGCCCUGUGAUCUCAUGAAUACAUUAUGGAGGUCAUUGUGCAAUGAGGAAGGUGUCUCCCUCCUCCCUCCUCCUCCUCACAGACAGGCUCCUCCUCAUCGAGCUAGCUUAGCCUGUUAGCCACCGUUCACAGCUGACAUUACACUCUAAAUAAACAACAAAACCUGCACAUGCAUCAUUAUUAUCUCCAGUGCAUUCACUCCUCAGCAGCCAUGAGGAGGUGAAACUAACAAAAAAAUAUAAAUAUAUAAUUAACUCGCUCGACGACACCGGUGAUCAACAGCCGGACUGCGACACUAGCUUAGCCUAGCCUAGCCUAGCUUAGUGGAGCUAGCAGUGCAGGAGCGACAGCGGCGGCAGCUCCUCUUCCUCUUCCUCCAACAAACAAACAAACAAACACACACACAGCUCUCUGUGACGGUGUGUUGACUGGUUAUCAAAGCUAGCGGCUGUUAGCUUCCCCGGCUAGCCGCGUAGCCACGCUGCUGCAGGAAAAACAAGCUAACGUUGCAGGUUAGCCUCCGGGAGCUAACGGAGCUAACGUGGCUAACGUGGCUAACGCAGCGUGUCAGAGACCCAAACACCUCCUGUCUGCAGGAUCUGACACCUACACCACCCAGUGUUCUGACCUCACAGCACCACCAGGGCGGCCUCUUGAGGACAGUGGGGGCUCUCGAAUGAUCCCCCCGUUCAUCCGAUGAACCCCCUCAACUCCAUGAAACCUUCCCAGCAUCCCAAUCCGCAAAGCAGCGACGGACCCUUCCUGAAUGACCCAGUCUCCUGGCAACCAGGAACCAAUCAGCACCCAGGAUCUCUCUCCGUAGUAACCACAGUGUGGGGCGUGACCAAUCCCACACACAGCCAGGUGUUUGGUUCUCCCAUGGGUCCGGGUGACAGCUCCGGCGGUCACAUGAUGCCCGGCGGCAGCCCCGGUAUGGGUCCAGGCAUGGGCUCCCAGUUCAUGGGCCAGCAGUCGUACGGAGACGCCAUGUCUAAAGGCUACGGCCAGCCGGUGAUGUAUGGACGUCCGAACGCUGCGUACAACCCGGCGUCGGCCUAUGGGGGAAGUUACUCCGGUAACGGCGGAGGUGCCGGUAUGGGCGUGCGUCCUCCCUCGGACUUCACUCAGGCUGCAGCCGCCGCUGUUGCCGCGGCCGCCGCCACGGCAACGGCCACCGCCACGGCAACCGUUGCAGCAAUACAGGAGAAACAGAACCAGGAGAUGAACUAUGGCCAGAUGGGUGGAGCAUCCUCUUACAGCACCCAGUUCCUGUCUCAUGCGGGCCCACGCGGUCCUCCUCCUGGGAUGGUCUCCUCCAGACCGGGCCCCCCACCUUCCAGCGGAGGCCUGUAUCCGACUCACCCGGCCCAGGCUCAGAAGAUGCCCCAGCACGGAGGUUACCCUGGUCCGCAGCAGGGGCUCAAACGCCCGUUUCACUCAGAGGGUUUUCCGGUGCAGCAGUACGGGUCUGGGGGGAUGUCGGGGUACCCUACCCAGCCUCUGCAGUACCCCUCUGGUCCACAGCAGCGAUGUGCCCCCUCACCCUCCUACCCCUCCAGUCGGAUGCCUCUCAUGGGGCAGUACAGUUCUGGAUCACACAACCCGGGACAGUUCCCCCCCGGAGCCGGACAGCCCAAUCCUCCACAGUACUACAAGACAGAGCCGUUCAAUGGUCAGGGCGGCCUUCCAUCUGGAGGAACAGGAGGAUACAACGCCUUCACACAGGCUGCAGUCAACGGGCCAGGUCGGGGGGGAGUGAUGCCCGGAUAUCCCAGCUCGCCGAUGGGAGGGAACCCCACGCCGCCGAUGACACCCGGGACGUCCACCCCCUACCUGUCCCCGGGCCAGGACACGAAACCCCCCUACCUCCCACCGGAUACCAAGCCCAACAUCAACCCCCAGCAGGUCUCCACAGGAAACCCGAGCGACGACCUUCGUCUGACGUUCCCGGUACGAGACGGCGUCGUGUUGGAGCCGUUCAGACUGGAGCACAACCUGGCCGUCAGUAACCACGCCUUCCAGCUGAGAGACUCCGUCUACAAAACACUCAUGUUGAGGCCGGACCUGGAGCUGCAGUUCAAGUGUUACCACCACGAGGACAGACAGAUGAACACCAACUGGCCCGCCUCAGUUCAAGUGAGCGUCAAUGCCACUCCUCUGUGCAUUGAGAGAGGCGACAACAAAACCUCCCACAAGCCCUUGUACCUGAAGCCGGUGUGUCAACCAGGACGCAACACUGUUCAGAUCACAGUGACCGCCUGCUGUUGUUCCCACCUGUUUGUGUUACAGUUGGUCCACCGGCCGUCCGUCCGCUCCGUCCUGCAGGGUUUGAUGAAGAAGAGACUCCUGCCGGCCGAACACUGCAUCACGAAGAUAAAGAGAAAUUUCAGCAGCGGUACGAUCCCCGGGACUCCCGGUCUGAACGGAGAGGACGGCGUCGAGCAGACGGCCAUCAAAGUCUCCCUCAAAUGCCCGAUCACCUUCAGACGCAUCCAGCUGCCAGCCAGAGGACACGACUGCAGACACAUACAGUGUUUCGACCUGGAGUCCUACCUGCAGCUUAAUUGUGAAAGAGGAACCUGGAGAUGUCCUGUGUGCAAUAAAACGGCGCUGCUAGAAGGGCUGGAGGUGGACCAGUACAUGCUUGGGAUUCUGGUCUACAUCCAGAAUUCGGACUACGAGGAGAUCACCAUCGACCCGGUGUGCGGGUGGAGACCGGUUCCCGUCAAACCGGACCUGCACAUAAAGGAGGAGCCCGACGGUCCGGUUCUGAAGCGCUGCCGGACCGUCAGCCCGAGUCACAUGGUUCUGCCCAACGUGAUGGAGAUGAUCGCCGCUCUGGGCCCGGCGUCGUCACCGUACCACAGUCUGACGGGGGGGGGCAGGAACACCCCCGACUACAACCGGCCAGGGAGUCAAGGAUUCUCCAGCCAAGGUGGCUUCUCAGACUUCCCCAACACUCCCGGCACCCCGACCCUCGGAGAGUACUCGUCCUCUGGACCUCCACUCUCCUAUCAGACGGAGCAGACGUCUCAUUCUGGACGGAUGGAACACGGCCACAGCCUCCUCCAGCAGCACGGCUCGGGCGUUCACGGCAGUCAGGGUCUGGGCGACGCCGGCAGUCCACUGCCACAGCGCAGCGUAAAUACCCAGAAUGCCCGGCUGCAGAGCGAGGGCCCCUUCGUUCUAGGAGGCCCCGGAGGACCCGGAGGGGAGGGCGCCGACCACGCACUAGACCUUCUUCCUGAGCUGACCAACCCUGACGAGCUGCUGUCCUACCUUGGCCCCCCCGACCUCCCCAACAACAGCAGCGACGACCUUCUGUCUCUGUUCGAGAACAACUGAAACGCCUCCAUCGCUUCUCGCCGCUCAUCUUCCAGCCUCCGCCUCUCCGUUCGCUGAAGCCCCGCCCCCCGAAGACGACGCCGUCUCUGUCGGCAUCCACUUCCUGUUCGUUUGUGUGUGUGUGUGUCUGUGUGUAUAAAUGCGUGUGUGUGUGUCAGUGUACACGAUUGUGUUUUUUGUGUAUCUUUUGUCUUUUUUGAAGUGUGCUGCUGUACUUUGAGGUUCAUCCAGUGCGGCGUGCGGCGACAGGAAGAAGAAUUUAACAGAACUCACGGAAGUAUCGACUCUGCAGACCAGCAUUUAAACUAUAGCACAAACCACCGGCUGAAGGAUUUAAAUAUACAGUAUUUAAUUUAUGGAUCGUACUCGUUGGAGUGGAGGAUAACGGAAGCUGUUUAUGAGGAUUUAACAGACACGUUUAUUUAAACAGUGGUUCCCAAAUCCUUUUUUAACAGCGCACACACACACACACACACACACACACACACACACACACACACACACACACACACACAUUCCCGGUAGAUGACUUUGUAAUUUAAACGCCGUUUUUCUACCGUUUACCUCAAGGUCCUCGCAACAAAAUCAAUAACAUGUUAAGUUCCAAGAGUUGUAAAAUCCUUUCUUGUAAUAUUUUAAACCCCCCAUCCCCUGAUGCAACCUCCCAGUUUGGGAACCACUGCGUUAAAAGUAAAAGCUUAUGAUAUUCUUUUAUUAUUAUAUAUUUUAUUAAUCCCAUGAAAAGACAAAGAGCUCCUCUCAUUUUUCUGUUUGUAUAUCCUCGAUUCCUUUCUUCGCCUCCUCUCCUGACAUCUAAUGGCCUUUACACAGUGGGGUCGUGACAAAUUAAAAGCACAUAAAAAUGCAACGCUUUGGAUUAUUAUAUAUCCAGGGCUUUUAUUGUGAAAGGUAAGAACAUACGUUUUAACAAUCCCCCCAAAAGGUUUCCACCUUAACAUGUAAAAGUUAAAGCUUUUUAAGGUAUAAAUUAUGGGAUAGCUUCAUGUUAAUGUCACUUAAAAGCCCAUUUAAAAAUGACUUAAUUACAUCAUUAUUCAUUUUUACUCAAACUGGAAGAAAAAGUGAAUUUGUUGGAGACUAUUUUCAGCAGCGGGUGAAUCUACAUUUGGCUCUCUAGUGAGGAUUCGAAUGUCAGAUUGAGUAUUGAUUUGGAUCUUUUCAUGGGAUUAUUUGACAAAAAGAAAACUACAGAGUAUCACCAGAUUAAUAUGGGAUGUAAGAUAAGGGCAGUGGUCACUUUUUAGUUUCUCUCCGAUCAGUGAGAUGACGGAGUAAAAGAAGAAAAAAAUAAAUAAACAGAUGUACAAAAGACAUUUUUUUAAAAACAUGAAGUGUGGGAGCGCUGACGUCCUUCAGCACUGUGAAAUAUAUUAAAAAAAAAAAAACUCCUAUCUCUCCCUCCGAUGAUUUCGCCCUCUUUCUAAAGUUUUUUUUUUCUCGAGCAUACUGUAAAUGAGUACAGCUGUGUGUCGUGGCAUUUUUCUGCCAUUUGAAAGCUAUUAUUAGUAUGUUUUAAAAAAAAGAAAUCGUUGGACAUGUAUAACCCAUCAUGACGCGGGUUUGUGUACUGUAUAAUCAGCUGUUUUCAUUAGAGAACGUGUGUGUAUCAAAUGAAUUGUUAAUCAUGGUAAUUUUAAUGUUAUUUAGUUUGAUAAUGGAUCAUUGUUGGCACUGUAUACAUACUGUAUGUUAGAAGAAUUAUAAAAGCAAUUGUAAAAAGGUCCCACGAGAGCGCGUGUGACAGAAAAACGGUCAGCUGACAGUUAAAGAUGCAGAAAUAUUCUUAAUACCACUUUGUAUAGCUGACGUGUGUUUUUUUCUAUCAAUGAUUUCAUCCUUCGUGGUCCAACAAGGCAACAAGAAAUUAAUGUUCUCUGCCAAUUGAGCAACACAAUAAUGUUAUUAUAUUUGGAAAUUAUGGACUAUUUAACUGCAAAUUUGCUAGAAAAAAAAGGAGAAAAAAAAGGUUUUUUAAUAUGUAAACUAUUCCACAUAUUUUGUAACACAUUGUAAUUGCCAUUAUUUUCUAUUUAUUUUUUAAUCAUAAUCGUCAUUGUACCUACAGUUACCUUGUCCCUCUCCUGAAUCUCAGAAUUAAAAAUCACUUUA